Xyrauchen texanus (razorback sucker) is the source of this 4222-nucleotide messenger RNA. RefSeq names its product potassium voltage-gated channel subfamily C member 1-like. Gene Ontology annotation, cellular component: dendrite membrane; voltage-gated potassium channel complex; axon. Gene Ontology annotation, molecular function: delayed rectifier potassium channel activity; protein binding. Gene Ontology annotation, biological process: protein homooligomerization; potassium ion transmembrane transport. Bases 509 to 2314 code for a protein of 601 amino acids. The transcript is spliced from 5 exons. The record is from RefSeq and is a predicted model, not a curated record. Lineage: Eukaryota; Metazoa; Chordata; Actinopteri; Cypriniformes; Catostomidae.
CUGAAAGAGAGAGAAAAAAAAGGACAAAUAAAUAAAUAAAUGAGCAAGGUGCAGUUCCGCCAGGGACCCGCGAGUGUGUGCGUGCGUGAGUGUGUGUGUUGCGUCUGUCUGGAACGUGAAACGCUUGCGUUGAUUCAAAACCGGGGAAAUACCACCACCACCAACAACAACAUCAUCAUCAUUAUUCUUUCCCCCGCAAAAAUCCCGUUCACACGCGCAUGGAGGAGCGCGAUGAAUUCAGGGCGGUGAAAAUCGGUGCGCUACCUCUGAAGGCGUGGACGGCGCAUUUAAUAGAUUCUUUUCAUUACUGUUAAUGGUCUUAUUUAAUACCGCCUCAUUUCCGAAGAUCUGAAUCUUGUAUUAACCCUUUGCUAAACGGGAUCAUACAUGUCGUGGACAAUGAAAAGCAUCGGUUAAUUCUUAUGGAUUAACAUAUCUGAACUCAACCGGAGCCAAACUGCUCCUCUCUCCUCCCCUCUCCGUUUUUCUCUCCACCUCUCCCUCCCCUAUGCUCAGUUCGGUGUGUGUCUCCUCAUUCAAAGGGCGCAAGGGUGGCAACCAGACGUCCAACAAAGCAUGUUACAGCGCCGACAUGACUUGCCCGUCGGAAAGCGAGAAAAUCGUCAUCAACUGCGGCGGCGUACGGCACGAGACGUACCGGAGCACCCUGAAGACGCUACCUGGCACGCGCCUGUCGUGGCUCACUGAGCCCGACGCCUUCAACAACUUCGACUACGACCCGAAGUCAGACGAGUUCUUCUUCGAUCGACACCCGUCCGUCUUCUCGUUCAUCCUCAACUACUACCGCACGGGCAAGUUGCACUGUCCCAACGACGUGUGCGGGCCGCUGUUCGAGGAGGAGCUUGCCUUCUGGGGCAUCGAUGAGACGGACGUGGAGGCGUGCUGCUGGAUGAACUACCGACAGCACCGGGACGCGGAGGAGGCGCUGGACAGCUUCGAGACGCCCGAGCCGGAGGUUCCAGAGGAUGACCCGGCGGCGCUCACGGGGGACGGGGAUUUGAAGCGGCUCUGUUUGCAGGAGGACGGGAGGAAAGUUGGCUGGUGGCGCGUUUGGCGACCCAGAAUCUGGGCGCUCUUUGAAGACCCUUAUUCCUCCAAAUACGCACGGUAUGUGGCAUUUGGAUCCCUUCUGUUCAUCCUUAUUUCCAUUUCCACUUUUUGCAUGGAGACACAUGAAGCUUUCAACACCAUCUACAACAGAACUGAGAAUGUUACAGAGGGGAACGUUACAAGGGAGGAGAUCGUAUAUGAAGUGGUCACGGACAGUUGGUUGAUGUAUGUUGAGGGAAUGUGUGUGAUUUGGUUUACCAUCGAGGUUUUCACACGUGUCGUCUUCUGUCCGAACAAAGUUGAGUUCUUCAAGAGCGCGUUGAACAUCAUCGAUUUUAUUGCCAUCUUGCCCUUCUACCUAGAGGUUGGUCUGAGUGGGCUCUCUUCCAAAGCGGCAAAAGACGUCCUGGGAUUCCUACGCGUGGUGCGGUUCGUACGGAUUCUGCGUAUCUUCAAGCUGACACGUCACUUUGUGGGCCUGCGCGUUCUCGGACACACGCUUCGCGCCAGCACCAAUGAGUUCCUCCUCCUCAUCAUCUUCCUUGCGCUUGGAGUCCUCAUCUUUGCCACUAUGAUCUACUAUGCCGAGAGGAUAGGAGCGAGUCCAGACGACCCUACGGCAAGCAAACACACCAAUUUUAAAAACAUCCCCAUUGGUUUCUGGUGGGCUGUGGUUACCAUGACUACCCUGGGUUAUGGAGAUAUGUACCCGGAGACUUGGUCGGGCAUGCUAGUGGGGGCGCUGUGUGCCCUGGCGGGCGUACUGACUAUUGCCAUGCCAGUACCUGUGAUUGUCAAUAACUUCGGCAUGUAUUACUCUCUUGCCAUGGCCAAGCAAAAGCUGCCCAAAAAGAAAAAUAAACAUAUCCCAAGAGCCCCGCAACCCGGGUCGCCCAAUUACUGCAAGCCAGAUGCCCUCGCCAUGGCAACAGCUUCGCCCCAGAGGAUCCUGGGUAAUGUACUGGGCGGUGUGCUGGUAUCUAGUGGCCUGACGGGAGACUGCCCACUAGCUCAGGAGGAAAUCAUUGAAAUUAACAGAGACUCGAAGCAGAACGGUGAUGCAGCGAGCGCUGCUCUAGCAAACGAGGACUGUCCAACAAUUGAUCAGGUUCUCAGUCCAGACGAUCGAAGCCCGAUGGGCCGAACCCGAGAGCGCUACCAGCAGGACAGAGCCUGCUUCCUCCUCAACACACGAGAGUUCCGACCCGCUGAUGGAAAUGUGCGGAAAGUGUUAAGUUUCUAGCAUUUGGCAAUUCUUUUAAGGAGACACAGUUUGUCACUGAAUCCUGAAGAUUUUGGCGAUGGGGCCAUAUCAUCCACGCGGGAUAUGUGAGGGAUUUCGGAGUGGCAAGAAGGUGUGACUGCAUGGGGGACCCCCCAAAGAAAAUCUGAAAUUUCCGUGGGGCCGGAUCUUCACACGGUAACCAAAGCAACCUCACCGAAAAUCCAGGAUCACUCCUCUUUAUACAGACUGACUGAACUGAACAUUGCACUGACACCUAGAAAGAGCAAAAUGACUCUUUAAGGAACGAAAGGAAAACAUUCCAUUGUUUUUUUGUCUGCCAUUUAAGAUCAAAACACCAGAUGUUUUGACUGUCGCAUUGAUCUGGGCCCUGAGUUUCUGUAUAUUAAUCUAUAUAUAAGAAUGAAGGAUCAAGAUAUUAGAAUAAUUAUGUAGCAUUUCUGCUAAGACCAUGUAGCAUUUCUUGGCUGGGGGAACUCUCCAAAAAACAUUUUAGAGCCUGAUAUUCAUUGACAGUUUGCACAGAAUGACUAAAAAGUCUUAGUCAUGCACAAUUCGUUUCUUGUUUUUACCACGCAGCAUUUUAGCAGCAAAAUGUGUCGUUUGUGCAUUGCCGUGUGGUAGUUUCCAUACCCUGUCUGAGAAAAGUCUGAGUCUUAGAGUAGCUUUUAUUUUUGAAUGAAUCUAACAUACUGCACAAGCGAAACACAAUUCUUCCAAUUCUCUCCUCGAGUUCAGGGGAGGCAACAUUAAAAACCCAGUCCCAACAGACCAAAGGCCAUUUUCUGUGACCAAAUAAUGUACAAAGCUAAAAGGGCACAAAAUAGCUACAGAUUAUCCCUGUCAGACCUUAACUGUCUGUCAAAUUCUACCCUUCAAGCCAGUGAAGUUGUCCUGUCCCUUUAAAUGCGAACAGAUUGAAUAUACUGCCAGGGGUGCUUUAAUUUCAAAAGUACCCUGUUGUUUUGCCGGGCAUUGCCCCAAAGCCUCAAACUGAGGAGUUUAUAGAAUUCCAAUUUUUGCAAUGGCCUAACUUGUUACUGGAUAUAGAUAUUUAUUUUGUAUUUUUGCGUUUGAUUUAGAUUUUGUUUGUAAUUUAGUAGAGCGUAUGCUGCCAUAGAUUAUAUACAGUACAUGCACACAUUAGCGUGCUAGGACCAAUAACAAACGCAAGUUUGUUUACUUUUCUUUGAAAGAGGGUUUAAAGGUCAGGGAAAUGCAGAGACAUUCUUAAAAUGUUCCCUUUUCAGGAGUCUAAAACUGCCUUCAAAGUUUCCCUCCAUUUUUGUCCCAAGUUUCCCUCCACUUUCUCCUUUUGGCUGGAUGUCUCUAAGUGUUGCUCCUUCUUAACCAAUCAGAUGGAGCAUUCUAGGAGGUGUCACCAGGCAAAUCAAGAAGAAUAAAUGUACGAAACAAAAGAACAAAUUUAUAUUUUGAGCUUCACCAGGAAUGCAACGCCACAGUGCAACAAAUGCAAUUCCAACCAGACUACAAACAGCCACACAAAGAACUUGAACAACACACACACACACACACACACACACACACACACACACACACACACACACACACACACACACACACACACACACACACACAAAGAGGGAACAAAGAAAAUUUGCUCUCUUGGAGGGAGGGUGUAAACGGAACUGCGUUUCAUCAAACGCAUUUUUUCCCCCUCUUAGACUGAACUGUGAGAAAAUGGAUGUCAAAAUAUGAAAAAAGAAAAAACAAAUGGGAGAAAACCAACAACUUGGAAAGAAAAAAAAAUUUAAAAUGCAUUUUUGUAACUUUGUUUACCAGCAUGAAAACUUUGCAUGACUGUAUUUUCUGCGAGCCCUUAGUUGAAGUGAGGAGGGCUAAAAUAGUAAUAAAAAAAAAGGUAUUAAUAAUAAAGAUGUUGAUAAA